Messenger RNA from Quercus robur (English oak), 1178 nucleotides. RefSeq lists its product as uncharacterized. The record is from RefSeq and is a predicted model, not a curated record. Bases 343 to 804 code for a protein of 153 amino acids. Lineage: Eukaryota; Viridiplantae; Streptophyta; Magnoliopsida; Fagales; Fagaceae. The transcript is spliced from 4 exons.
CUUUUCCAAGAAAAACCAAUACUUGUACCAUUUUUCUUUUUCUCUUGGUCCAAACAAGGAGCGGCCUAUUUUUUUUUUAUUUUUUAUUCCUUCUGUCUUUUAACAAUAAUAAAAUAAAAUAUUCUUUAUUAUUUUUAUUUUUUGGAUAAAUUUCGAGGCGAUUAAAAUUUAAUGAAUCCUGUCCAUCUACUCCUAUAAUAAUAUUAAUCUUAUUAUUUUGAUCUAUCUUCUCCGCUAGUUUUCUUCUUUAAAAGCGAGGGAACUUUCUUUAGCUCAACGCACUAACCAAUCUCCCAAAUUUUGUUUAUCCUCUUAGUAAAAGUAAAAACAAAAAGAGAAGAAAUGACGAUGAGCAGUAUGUGUUGUAGUAGGCUUGUGAUUGCACCGAAACCAAUUGACAAUAGAAUCCUCGUAUCGCCGAUUGGUAUUCGGGUGUUUGUACCUCAUGGUACAACCACUACUGCAAGGCCCACCUCGAGUUCUAGGGUUUGUGUUGUUCGGGCUUCAAUGGUGGACUCCUAUGAGAGCUCCUUCGAUUUCGUUAAGCGCAUGGAGAAAGCCUGGUUAAUCUCUCAGCAACCCAGACCAAUUAAUUGUACUUCUUGCAACUCAAACGGACAUGUUGAAUGCAAAUGGUGUGGGGGUACAGGCUUCUUUAUUCUUGGGGAUAACAUGCUCUGCCAAGUCCCUUCAAGAAACUCCAGUUGUGUUAUUUGUUCUGGAAAGGGAUCAAUGUGUUGCUCUGAUUGUAAGGGAACAGGCUUUCGUGCCAAGUGGUUAGGAGAGCCUCCUAUUUCCAAGUAGCAGUAUUGCUUCUCAGUUGGUGAAAAGAUCCAUAAAGUAUGUUAGCAGUAGCACCAAGGCAAUUGCCAAUUAACUUGUAGUGUUGUCUUAACUAAAUGGGCGCCGAUGUAUGUCAAAUUGCUUUUUGAUAUGUAACAUGAUGUUUGGAAGUGCAAUUUUCUUCUCAAGAAUAUAUAUGGUGUUGAAGGAUAAUGCUGGGUCAUGCACAGCAUAGUUAUACAUUCAUGGUAACGUCUGAGAUCUCUCUUUAUCUAAUGGUAUGAGAUGGAUUUCUCAACAUUUUUGUUUCUUUGUUUUGUACUUUCUUCCCUUCCAUAAGUACUAUGUAAAUCUUUUUGUGAAUGAACAUGGCCUCUAUACUUGAUAUCCCUUCA